This is a messenger RNA of Symbiodinium necroappetens, 657 nucleotides long. The record is from the annotation of a GenBank genome assembly. Lineage: Eukaryota; Dinophyceae; Suessiales; Symbiodiniaceae.
AUGCCAGGCUCCCAACUUCAUUCAGCGACCACUGGCCAUGAACUACCCAGCUGUUCUCGCCAGCACGCAAGGCAACAAUGCACCGCAACCCGCCACAAAUUCCUUCAGCAUGUUACAAGUUUAGCGGUCAUGCCGGGUGAACGGCUUCCCUCCGAGCCAGUGGCGGCAAGUGAAAGGAUAACGAACUUGCUCACAGUGGUGGACGAUGCCCUCAGGGCCGCAAUUCAACCGCAGGCCACUGGAAACACCGUGGCAAACCCACUGGGCGCGGUGGCAGCUCCGGCAGCGGUGUUGCUGUCGGUCAUGGCUGGAACUGUCUUGGGUGCGGUCUCCUACCGCCGCUCGGCGCGCCGGCUCACGCGAGUGCUGGCACCGGAGGUGUCUUCACCGGUGCCACAAGCUGGCAAGCCUCCUGUGACGGGCGUGCCUACACCGACAAGAGCACCGCGUGCAACAGAUUUCCUGUCGAAGGGCGAGAUCGUGUACCUCUUUGCUGUACCAGGCCUCUUCGCCCUGUCUUUGGCGGGACUGCUGGGCAUGCUGGGCCACUGGGCCCUCGGAGCUCGCAGCGUCGAAGAAGCCGUGCGACGGCUGAAGUGGCUUCUUGGCAAUGGCUCCCGGCCUGCUACCUUGGAGCCCCCGAGCUCAAGCGAGUAA